AUGGUUCAAGGCGCACUCAAAUCAAGCAAAAGCGCAUUGGCGGGCGGUAAUCGAGCGAAUGGAGUCGGGAAAAAGUCGGCCUUAGGGCCAAAGAAGGGACAGAGGGUUAUCAAGGCGAAAAAGGAGGGGUUGAUGAGGAGUGAUGUUUUGAGGAAGAAACAUUCGGCAGGUCUAAUAGGAAUGACGGAAAAAUCACUCGGGGCCAAAGCAGGACAUUUGGAGUUGUUGGGCGUGGGCAAGAAGAGUAAGGCGAAGGACGCGAAGAAGGCAGCUGUAGAGGUGAAGGGGAAGGGAAAUGCGGGGGCUACGAUUCAUGGAGGAGAGAAGGGAGGAACGAAGAAGUUCGGUUAG
Messenger RNA from Sclerotinia borealis F-4128, 351 nucleotides. The record is from the annotation of a GenBank genome assembly. Lineage: Eukaryota; Fungi; Ascomycota; Leotiomycetes; Helotiales; Sclerotiniaceae.